CUUAACGCUGCAGAGAGUGCACGCUGGAGGGUAACCUUCGCUCUCUGGGUUUCUCUGCCCUCCCGCUCCGUCCUGGACUCUGUCUGCAGACGCGUGAGACGCUGAAGGUUUGGACGUGCCCGUGUGAAAGGAUCCUCCUCGGGGAGUCACUUCAUGCCUCCUAUUGUUUGCCUACCUGUCCUGAAUCCUGCCGGGCAGGUUUUGUCAUUUUUACUUUCGCAGAGUAAAGUGCUUUUCCUUUGUCGCUGAGCUUCUCAGCAUUUGAAAUGUUUAGUCCAGCAGUUUGAAAGCCUGAAGACACUGAGGGGAUCCUGGUAUCCAUGGAGUUCAGUCUGAGCGGCCUGUCUUCACUGAAAGACGAUGACAGUCCGCUCUACGUUCAGCCUCACUACAAAGAGUCUUACCGCCUGGCCAUCUACGCUCUGCUGUGUGGCGGCAAAGAGGCCUACGAGGAGUUCCUGCGAGCGGAGCAGAUCAGCCACUUCCUGUCAGAGGAGGAGAUCUUCUUCAUUUUGGAGAAUGCCGAGCUGCCCGUCGCCACCUCCACAGAGUUGGAUGGGAGUCACGUCUCCCAGGACCUUGGCCUCUCCACCUACUUCCCAACCGAAUCGGACGAAGAGGUUCCCGACCUUGACCUGGGCUGGCCGGAAGUCACGCUGGACACCACAGAGACGAGCAUCAGCCUGCUGUUCCACCCGCCCAGAGAAAACACGCCGAGCAUCAAAGAGGUGGUGCGGAAGCAGAUUCAGGAGGCCAAGGAGGUUAUAGCCAUAGCCAUGGAUGUCUUCACUGAUGUGGACAUUUUUAAAGAGAUCAUCAGCGCGACACUCAGAGGCGUCAUCGUCUACAUUCUUUUGGACGAGUCCCACGCCAGGAGCUUCUUCACCAUGUCGCAGCGAGUUGGCCUCAGCAUCCAAGACUUCAAGAACAUUCGGGUUCGGACCGUUCAGGGACAACAGUACCACUGUCAGUCCGGAGUCAAGUUCCAUGGGGGUUUGGAGCAGAAGUUCAUCCUGGUGGACUGUCAGACUGUUUUAUACGGAACAUACAGCUACACGUGGUCAUUCGAGAAGAUCAACCUGAGCAUGGUCCUAGUGGUCACGGGACAGCUGGUCUGCUCCUACGAUGAGGAGUUUCGGCGACUCUAUGCUCGCUCUGCCGUUCCUACAGCUCUGUCCAGAGAGAAACUGUCUGUCCAGUAUCCCAGAGACAUCAUGGCCCUGCACAGUCCAAGCUCCAGCCAGUUUUCCCUCCAUCAAAUUCACAUGAAAUCCAGACUGAUGCACGGUUUGAGGAGCAUCCAGGACGACAAGUACAACAACAUAACACGAGGCCUGAGCGUCCAGGACAGGCUGCACCAGUCUCACUGUCCCGACCUGGGCAACCUGGUCAGGGGACACAGUUACGGUGCAGACUUGCAGAAAAUGAGCUCCAUGACUCGGCUGAAAAUGGGGACAAAGGACCUUGGUGUCCCCAUUCCUCCAGAGAGGACGGGGACUAACUUGAGAAGUGGUGGUAACUCAGUGCUACCAAACAGGGCAUCUCAGCAGCACCUGAAGCAUCGAUCCCGUUACGGUGCAGACCAGCACCUGAUCCCGUUCAACUCAGAGACGUCCCUCCAUAAGUGGAAAAUCGACACGUACCUUAAUGGCGGUGAUGCACAGCUGGAUGUGCCAGGUGACUGUGCGUCUCCUCUGAUGUCCCCAUACAGCAGUCACACGGGCUUAAAUGAGAAUCAGUCACAGAUGAUCCACAGUCGCUCGAGGGACAUUAAGUCCAGGUUGGAGGAAAUGAGACAAAAGAGACUCAGUCUGCAGGAAUACGCUAAUCUCAGAAAGAGCCAAGAGUCCUUGAGGUCUAUGUUUCCGACUCUAGAAAAACCAAAAACGGUGGCUUUUUUACGUGGUCUGGAAAUAAAGCAAAGUGACAAAGAUUCAGAACCAAAAGCACAAUACGAGGAUGACCACAACAACAAAGACCUUCUGAAGAACGAAGCCGUCACGAGAGAAGUUCUCAGUGAUGGUCAUAGGUCGACUUCUCACUACGCAAUCCAAAUGGUCCAAGAGCAAAAGACAACACCAAAAUAUGAAUGGUAUGAGCCUCUUUCUAGAACAACCUCAGCUGCUGAACUAGACAAGAAACUAAGUGAACCGUCGCUCUCGUACCUGCAGCCCAGCGGUCUCAGCAUCCAGCAGUCCAGAGUGAUGGAGUCUUUAACUGAGCUCCCCGAAGAGAAAGACAGUUCAAAUACACGAGUGAACAUUCCAAAUUCAGCACUCAUGGACGGGCACGAGGGUUUGUCCAAAGACGAGAAAGCUGCUGCUAACGAGAACCCAGUGAAAUCAAGUCUACAUGUAGGAAGCUGGGGUCAGAACGGAGCCAGAGGAGGCCAAGAUCCUGUCGGUAAAACGGUCAAAAGUUCAGGCCUGGCUGCCAAAUUAGACAGAAAGCAAACAUCUGGGGAGGAACAAACUGCUCCAAAUAUCUUAAACAACUCUGCAGAACCUGAGCAGACAGUGGAAGGUCACAGUAAGUUCACAGAAAAACAGCGAGAGGAACAAGCACUUCAGAGGAAGAACUCCAUGAGACUGAAAGUCUACUCGAUGCUUACUCCAGAUGAACGCAAGAGUUCCAAAAAGGAGGACAAAUCUCCCCAAAGAAAGCCCUCACUGAGAUCAAAAAGUCCAUCAGGCUCAACCCAGCUGCUCAGGGUGGACAAUUCCCAGACUUCUGGGAAAUCAUCAACGCUGCAGCUACCGACUAAAAAAGGCCAAAGGUCAAGUCUUUCCAAGUCGUACAAUGAUGUCAGCGGUCAAACUGAAUUAGAGAAGCAUAAAUCCCCAUUUGCAAUAAAACUGUCUCCUCAGCACUCAAACAAAAGAAAGGCCAACGCUGCCACGGAGCAGGACAAAGGGUCAAGGAGCACGCUGGAUGAAGACGGGGCGACGCUCAGCGAAGCCACCAGAGAAAAAGCCUACAGCCAAUUCGACUACUUUCUUAGCUCUGAAAAUCUUUCUCUGGAUAGAUCCGUGAGGAUGAGUCCUUCAGACAAUGACAGGAACUCCUUCAUGAAUAGUUUCAGGAACGAUUCUGGAACUAACCAGGGCAAUUCAGUGUAUCAGACACAUGGUGGCGCUGACAACCGAUUGGGACGAUUCAUACAGCGAUUCGGAAACCUCAUCAGCAAGAACAAGUGACGAAAGCUUGGAUACAGAGAUCCACGUUCACCUGACGCCUUUACACCUCGGUGACUCUGCACAGCCGCAUGGUUUCCAUGGCGUUGGCACAACGAUGCUUUUGACAUUUUGUUGCUGUGUGAAUGCAGACGGAACCUGUCAAUGUGACACUCACAUGCAGAAUGAGGUUUUACAUGUCAGCAGAAAAGUUACUGUGUGCAAAACUUGUUCUGAGCACAGAAAAAGAAAUCUCAUUUCCUAGAAAAACUCUGAAGUGGAUUAAUAGGUUACAUUCUGUCUGUUAGCAGGAUGAUCCAAAAGCAAAUAAUUAAGAGUACACAUGUACCGUAUGCACUGUUAUUGUUGUUACACCCUAAACCUGAGCACCUUGUAGCUCUAAAAGUACUGAAGGGAUUUGCUUGCAGCUGGUUCCAAAAAAAGAGGUACUCGAGCAAAACAAAAACAAAAUGUACUGGAGCCAAAAUCAAUCCAUCACUCCUUCAUUCCAAAAUCCUGCGUCGAAAUCUGUUAUUUUUUUCUUCUUCUUCUUUAUGACUCUUCUGUAUAAAGGUUUGUGCACAAUACCAUAAAAUCAUGACAUCAGUUUUCGCUAAACCCCUCAUCCACAUCAUGACACCUAGGCAGCGGAUCAAGCAGGAGAUUUCCUGUUAGAGGGAAACAUGGUGGGGAUCUUGUCUGUCCCGUGACUGAUAGGAUAACCUUGAAGGCCCAACAGGAGCCUUGAACAUGAGACUGCUAACAGGGCCCUGGUGAAACCAGAAGUCCUCAACGGUAGACCAGGUGGAGGAGAUGAUGGCUUGUAACCCAGCGGCUGUGAAGAGGGAUGAAUGUUGCAGCAGAUCCUCAGACCCCGGUCGUCUGGGAUUUCCCAGCCAUCAGACCAGACUAAGGACCAGGUUAAGGACCAUGUGUUUGUCAGUGUGAACUGAUAUUCCCACAUUAAACAAACCCAGCCACAGGAGUCUCUUGAUUUACCCUGGAUGUAGAAAUCCCAUCCAGGAAUCGAUCAAGAGACAAUCUUCCUCGCCACUGUGGGAUUGCCAAGAUGUGGAAACUUUGUAAACAUAUACACCUACUGAAGAUGUAGAACUUUCAGGUUGUACCUUUAGCAUUUUAGACACUGUGUACUCUCUCCUUAAGUACUGGUCC
Molecule: messenger RNA, 4346 nt
Organism: Thalassophryne amazonica
Lineage: Eukaryota; Metazoa; Chordata; Actinopteri; Batrachoidiformes; Batrachoididae
Product: protein FAM83B-like
Exons: 4
Coding region: 321-3197 (958 amino acids)
Biological process (GO): epidermal growth factor receptor signaling pathway
Cellular component (GO): membrane; cytoplasm
Source: RefSeq, a predicted model, not a curated record